AUGGGAAUCAUGGAGAUAUUCGAAUUGUCCCAAGUGUCUCGUCGCAUACUGAAUUGCUUGAGUCUAGCCAGAAUUCCUGUUCAACCGAUUAGCGUUGUGAACGGGAAUGCCAAUCAGAUAUUCUUUUAUGACGACGAAAGUCGCACAGAAAAAGUAUUCGUGAUUGAUUUCCUUCAAAAACCUCAAUCGAUAAUUGGUCAGAUGCAGGUGAACAAUGUUUGCAUAGAUGUUUGUAAGAAGGACAUUGAAGGGCGAGUAAUUUAUUGCAAUUCCAACCAAUUCGGAUAUGGUCUUGUCUACUUGUUGACACAUCUAGACAAAAUAUUUUACCGAAUGGAUAUUUCACUUGGAAUUGAACUUAACACACUGAGUGCAAUGAGAGGGAUAUUGUGUCAUCCGAUUUUUAAAAAAUGCGAUUACAUGCAGAUUAGAGGGAGAAAUGAGACAUUAUCCAAUGAGGACUGUGAUUAUCUCUUGGAGAAGACUCAACUCAACUAUGGAAUUACAAUUUUCAGCAAAUUGAGUCCUGACUUUGACUACAAAAAGAUCAUUCACUUCUCCCGACUCCGAGUACCAAAUCUAGGAAAGGUGCCUCUGGAAGACUUGAAGGCGUUAGAUAGUGAAAUUGCGAAUCUGGGCAAUCACGAGUUCACAGAAACUGAUAUCAAUGAAUUCCUCCAUCACUGGAUUGAGGGAAAUAAUAGAAAAUUGAGACGUCUGAAACUUGACGGAUUCAAGGAAACACCAGAUUGGGAUAUCCUAUUUAAAGAUAUCUCCCACACAGAUUGGAAUCCAAGGGAAAGAGAAAAGAACUACAAGUAA
Molecule: messenger RNA, 822 nt
Organism: Caenorhabditis remanei
Lineage: Eukaryota; Metazoa; Nematoda; Chromadorea; Rhabditida; Rhabditidae
Exons: 4
Coding region: 1-822 (273 amino acids)
Biological process (GO): embryo development
Source: RefSeq, a predicted model, not a curated record